Messenger RNA from Haliotis rubra (blacklip abalone), 1262 nucleotides. RefSeq lists its product as uncharacterized. The record is from RefSeq and is a predicted model, not a curated record. The transcript has 4 exons. Lineage: Eukaryota; Metazoa; Mollusca; Gastropoda; Lepetellida; Haliotidae. The coding region runs from base 90 to 572 and encodes 160 amino acids.
ACUGCAUACGAGGAAUGUGUUUUAAGAAAUAACACCGACAGGCAUGUGCGUUAAAUAUACAGCUCGACAGGAGAUUGAAUAGCUGCACGAUGGAAGGAAAGUUCACCUUACUGGGUCUGAUACUUCUUUUGAUGAAAGGAUGCGAUGGAAUUCAGCUUUGUAAACAGUACAGCCUCACCGACAGUAGUUCCUACACCACCUACUUCUGCACCAACUACUGCUGCGACUCAGUCUAUAGCAGGGACUGCUGCCACGAAAAACCAGUUGGUUCAUGGAACUCAGUUAGAACUUGGAGCAUGUCGAAACCUUUGACAAGGCACAGGAGAUCCUCGUCAAGCAUCAACAUCGGGAUUAUCAUGAAGUAUGUGGGGAUUGCAUUUUCCUGUCUGAUUCUAUUUUGUUACUUACUCAUUGCAUGCAAACGGCAGUGCGUAAACAACACAGUCAGGGGGGUGUCAUCCCCUGGGAAUCAGGCUACAGUCUCACCAGAGCCAAAGACGAGCGAGGAAGAAUCAAACCAGACAACAGCCACAGCAGGGCCUACGUGGCAGGGAGAAAGGUGGAAGUAUUAAACCUGCUCCUACAAUUUAAAACUUUGCUACAGCCGAACACCGUUGUGUCGAACUGUGUUCGUUUGUUGUUUAAUGCGGCACGCAGCAAUAUUCUGGUUAUAUGGCGGCGGUCUGAAAAUAAUCAAGUCUGGAUCAGACAAUCCAGUGAUCAGUUUGUUUCUUUAUUUCAGUUGAUAUUUAGGCCAACGGCCUAUUACAACAUAGAUUACAUAGACAAUAUGAUAGCAUUUCACAUGCGUAAAAUAUGCAUAUUCAUAUGUGGGGUAAUAUAUUGAUACAAUAAUCCACGUGUGUGGUAAUAAUAUAGAAGUUCUAUAAUUCAUGGCAUGAUGUUAAAUGCAUUGAAACAUUUUUAAUAGUGCUUUCAUUUUUGUUUGACAUUAGGUAAACAAACUGAUGUAUAGAAAUUGUUGUGACAUUGAUAUAUUGUUUUCUAAUGUUUGAAAAUGAUCUACAACCCAAAAGAAAGUGGUAUUCAUCCUCUAUAUUUCCCGAUUUCCAUAAUUUACACAGUCUUUGCUCUCAACACCGUUCAUCCUACCAGUUUCUAUUUCAAUUGCACACAACGACAGUUUGACAAAACCUAUUUAUUUGUAAUGAGUUUAUAUACUCUUCAGUUUCAAAUCUAUACUUAAACAAUUUGUAGUUUUGUAGUUAGUUAUGGAUUGAAUUAAACCAAUCUGAUAUGAA